CAGGUCUCGGGCCCUCAGGCGGAGCGGCGGGCGCCGGACCUCCAGAUGGAGCGACAGGUCUCGGGCCCUCAGGCGGAGCGGCGGGCGCCGGACCCCCAGGCGGAGCGACAGGCGGGGCGGCGGGCGCCGGAUCCCCAGGCGGAGCGGCGGGCGCUGGACCCCCAAGCGGAGCAACAGGUCUCGGGCCCCGAGGCGGAGCGGCGGGCACCGAGUCACCAGGCACGACAGUGGGCUCCGAGUCAACUGGUAUGACCGCAGGCACUGGGUCAGACAUUGUAUGGUCUGGCUGGACAGCGGGCAUCGGGUCACCAGGCAUCAGGUCAUUUGGCUCGACAGCGGGCACCGCGUCAUCUGGCAAGGCAGUGGGCUCCGAGUCAACUGGUAUGACCGCGGGCACUG
This is a messenger RNA of Staurois parvus, 399 nucleotides long. The record is from the annotation of a GenBank genome assembly. NCBI's taxonomy places the organism in Eukaryota, Metazoa, Chordata, Amphibia, Anura, Ranidae.